CUCGUUCCAACCCGGUUUUUCCACCUCAACCUCGAAGUCAAUGACACAAUAGAUCAAUACCUACGAUUAAUCCUACGAACCACAUCCUACAACUUCAGCUACCGUUAAAGAACAUCACCAAGAUACAGAUCCUCGUCAAUAGGUGCUUCGAGAGUUGUCGUGGUUGACGCCCUUUGCUGCUGCGCAGCGCCCCUCAACACCUCACGCGUCGUUUGUCGCUAUCUGAACAUCGACAGACAAGAUGCGUCCGCAGACCUCAUUCUCCUACCUACUCUCCCUCCUCCUCGCCACCGUCUCCUUGACACCAUCUGUCCUCGCCGAAAACAUAAUCGAGUCAAGCUCAUUGAACUCCUGCCAGGCCAAUUCUAACUUCACGGCCACUUUGUUCAAUGUCGCCUACACUCCCGCGAACAGCAGUAUCUACCUCAACAUUAAUGGUGUUUCCUCUAUCACAGGAAAUGUCACUGCACUGGUGCAGCUCAUUGCUUAUGGUUUCAACAUCUUGAAUGACACGAUCAACCCUUGCGACGAUAACCUUUCCGGUUUCUGCCCCAUGCAGACAGGUCAAAUCAACAUCGAGACAAACAUUGAUGUCCCAUCAAGUGUUACAAAAAAUAUCCCAGGCAUUGCCUAUGGUGUCCCCGAUCUUGACGGUGUCGUGCGGGUUUAUGUGACCUCUACCGACACGAACGAAGUCAUUGCAUGUCUGGAAGCAGACUUGUCAAAUGGCAAGAGUGUCUAUCAAGUGGCUGUCGGAUGGGCCACUGCUGUUAUCGCCGGUCUUGGUCUCGUCGCUGCUGGCGUUACAUCUGGACUUGGUCAUCCCAACACCGCUGCUCACGUUGCCGCUAAUGCCGUCUCACUGUUCGGAUUCUUCCAGGCCCAGGCCAUCAUCGGAAUGUCCUCCGUUACUAUGCCCCCCAUUGUUCAGUCAUGGACACAGAACUUCCAAUGGAGCAUGGGUGUCAUUCGCGUUGGCUUCCUUCAAUCUAUUGCCACAUGGUAUCAAAGAUCAACGGGAGGUACCCCUACCACAUAUCUUUCGACUUUAAGCACUGUUUCCGUCGAGGUACAAAAACGUGCCGUCAAGCGGUCCAUUCAGCACAUGGCUAUUGCUGCUUCAUAUGCUUCAAGAGGUGCUCGUUAUCUCGCGAAACGAUCCACCUCCUCUACUACUACUACCACCGAUACUACUAAGGUCGUCCGUGGUAUUGAGAGAGUCGGGUUCCGGGCUGGAAUUGAGCAAACCAACAUCUUCAUGACCGGUCUUAUCUUCUUCAUUUUCAUCCUGUUCUUGACCGCCGUCCUGGUCGCUUUGGCCAAGCUUUUCCUUGAUCUGUUUUCCAAAGCCGGAUGGAUGAAGUCGAACAAGUUCUUGGAGUUCCGCAAUGGUUGGAAGAUCGUCAUCAAGGGCAUCUUGUUUCGAUUGGUCCUCCUUGGCUUCGUCCAGAUGUCCGUUCUCUGCUUAUGGGAGAUCGUCGAACGCGACUCGGCCGCGGAAAUUGUCCUCGCCCUCAUCGUCUUCAUCUCCAUGGCUGUCGCUUUGUCUUGGGCUUCAUUCAAAGUCAUUCAGCUUGCCAAGAAAUCAGUCACCAUGCAUAAGAAUCCGGCCUACAUUCUUUACUCCGACCCCAAGUGUCUCAACAAGUGGGGUUUUCUCUAUGUUCAGUAUCGGGCUACUGCCUACUACUUUGUCGUGCCCUUGUUGGCUUACAUUGUGGCAAAAGCCGUCUUCAUCGCCUUCGCUCAAAGUUCGCCCGCUGCUCAAGCCAUCGGCCUUGUUAUUGUCGAGGCUGUCGCAUUGAUCGGCGUCAGCGUUGUCCGACCAUUCAUGGACAAAAAGACCAACAUUUUCAACAUCUCAAUCGCAGCUGUCAACUUCCUCAACGCCAUUUUCCUCCUUGUCUUUUCAAAUGUCUUCGGUCAGCCGGAGAUGGUAUCGGGUGUCAUGGGCGUCAUCUUCGCUUUCUACAAUAUCGUCUUCGCUGUAGUCCUCUUGGUUUUGGUGCUCAUCGCGUCUAUAUACGCUAUUGCCUCAAAGAACCCUGAAGUCAGAUACCAGCCAAUGCGUGACGACCGGGGUAGCUUCAUCAAGUCUCAGGCUGCUUUGACCACGGAGCUCGAUGCAUUGGGUGCCACUGCACGAGGCGAAGACGAACCCAAAACAGGCUACAAGGGCUACGAUGAUGAUGCUUCGGUCUCCGAGGAGUCCUUGAAGCACCAGUCCGAAAUUUCUCAAAGACCAAUGUCACGAUCUCAAGGAGCCCUUAUGCACCAAGAAACUCCCUUGUACCCCAGCGAGAACAAUGGAAGACGAGGACCACAAGACUCUUACGAGCAACGACAAAUGUACAACCAAGGAUACAACGGAAGUGGUGGCUACGAUUAUGAUAGCCGGCCCGGGACAGCUCCAUCCUAUCAAACCUAUGCCGACUCGACAAACAGUCUGAACAACGGCUAUGCCCCGCCACGAUCUGCUCACGGUGGAUAUGCCCCACAACAAGGAUACCGACAACAUAACAAUGCUAGCCCUUGGCAACGCGGUGCUGGCUAUGAAUGACAACACUCGGGCCAAGUGCAAGACGAAAAGCAAGGCUUGUAUCCAAUCGCAAGCCAGGAUCGUCGUGGUAGAACAGAAAUGACUGAGAAU
Messenger RNA from Exophiala viscosa, 2650 nucleotides. RefSeq lists its product as uncharacterized. Bases 242 to 2560 code for a protein of 772 amino acids. The record is from RefSeq and is a predicted model, not a curated record. The transcript is spliced from 2 exons. Gene Ontology annotation, biological process: fungal-type cell wall biogenesis; transmembrane transport. Gene Ontology annotation, cellular component: membrane. NCBI's taxonomy places the organism in Eukaryota, Fungi, Ascomycota, Eurotiomycetes, Chaetothyriales, Herpotrichiellaceae.